Messenger RNA from Amphibalanus amphitrite, 4196 nucleotides. RefSeq lists its product as uncharacterized. Bases 146 to 3256 code for a protein of 1036 amino acids. The record is from RefSeq and is a predicted model, not a curated record. The transcript has 9 exons. NCBI's taxonomy places the organism in Eukaryota, Metazoa, Arthropoda, Thecostraca, Balanomorpha, Balanidae.
AGCGCGCGCAGCGUCGGGCGGUGAAACAGGGCCAGGGUGCGGCCGGCGGUGGAGCUGCGUUUCGGUGACGAGUGUGACCUGGGCUGACCUGGACGACCCCAUGGUGGCUACCUGACAGCGACAUUUCCCGGAUCGAGCAAACGAGAUGGUUAAAUACCUGACGUGGUUUGCAACAAAGCACGGCCUGCUUCGUGAAGAAUGUAUCUCCAACUGCCCGUUGGUGAUUGAUGGCAAUGAUCUCAUGGCAUCACUUGAGAAAAGGCAUUAUGAUGAAACAGCAGGAGGAGGCAUCUAUCAAAAUUUUGCCAUGAACGUGAAAACGUUCUUCUGCGAUUUGCAAAGAUCCGGAAUUUCUCCGAUCGUGCUGCUCCAUGAUGAGCUGCCCGUCAGACUGGGUAUAUCGCCGGAGAGUAUGAGAUUUAACCCAGACAUUAUACAGGACUCAUACAAAGACCACGGCGUUCGACUCGCUGAGGCUCAAACCAGUCAGCUGCUUCAUAAAAACAUAUUUUUGCAGGUACUUCGGCGACUGGAGAUACCGCACAUCGUCUGUUUGAACGAUGCCACCGCCGAGUUCACUGCGCUGGCCAGAAAACUGGACUGUCCCAUCAUGGGAUUUCAGAACAAGUACCUGACCAUGAACGUAGUCGCCGUCAAGGUACCCCGAAAAAGGGCCGUGCUGCAGCUUCGCCACCCGCCGCCGGGACAGAAGGGGUUCUACAUGCCCUGUGACGUGUUCCAUCCGGAAAGGUUCCUGGAGGAGUUCGGCAUCUCCGCCGAGAUGCUGCCUCUCGUCUCGACGAUCCCUGGCACCGUUCCGCUUCCGCCAGCCCUGUUCAACGCCUUCUUCGAGAAGCUUGAAGAGCAGUACCAUUCAGUGGAGCGAGAGGAACUACGACGACUGGACCUGCUGAUGCGGUGGCUCUCGGACCAGGAGUCGAUGGAAGCUGCCCUGAAAAAGGUGCUUGGCAGUUGCCAACUUCCCAUAUGGCUGAUGUGCGAGAUUAAAGACCAAAUCCAUCGAAUCGUGAGCUGCCAGGAGAAGAGCAGUCUCGAGUUUCUCCGGGACGCCAGAACCAUGAUGCUGUCCAAAGGGAUGGUGCUGUGCGACAUAGCUGCUCCCGUGGCUCCCUCAGUCUCCUCUGGCCGCACUUCAGCCCCCUAUGACCCCACUUCUGCCCCCACUGACCCCACUCCAGCCCCCACUGACCCCACUCCAGUCCCCUCCGACUUCAGCUCCACUCAAGCCCCCAUUGGCCCCACUCCAGCCCCCACUGACCCCACUCCAGUCCCCUCCGACUUCAGCUCCACUCCAGCCCCCACUGACCCCACUGGCCCCACUUCAGCCCCCACUGACCCCACUCCAGCCCCCACUGACCCCAAUCCAGCCCCUUCUGACCCACCCAUCCCUGACCGCAGGUUACCACUGUAUGACCCCACGCCACCCGCAGCCAAAACCGUUCCCGCCUGGGUCAAGUUCCCACAUCCGCCGGCACUGCGACAAGCGGCAGCUAGCGGUACCGUGCGCACCAGCUGUCUCAGAGCCGUGUACAAUGUGCCAAUACUAAUGUCACCAUUGGUGGAAGAUCACGGCCUUCCGUUCAGCCGUAUGGCGGCUGUGCCGCUGCAGGCGAGACUCUCGGCGCUGCUGGGAGCUCCGACCCAGCCGCUGGUGCUGCUUGGUGCCGUCUACAGGGGCGAGAAUCACCAGCUGCUGGCCAGCUGCACGUGGCGCGCGCCGCUGCUGGAGCGCGUCCUGCUGGGAGACGAGCAGAGCCGACUCCGAGCGGCGCUUGGCACGCUGCGGCUGCGGCCGAACACGCUGGACGCGCUGCCGGAGCUGCUGCGGCUGCCGGCCGCCGCGCUGGUCGAGUGGCGCCGCGUCACGAACCCCCGCAGCGGGCGAGGUCAGGUGCGCGCCGUGCUGCUGACCCUGCUGGCGAUGAUGCCGGCCGACACGCCGCCCUCAUCGCUGGGCCUGAGCGCUUCAGCGGCCGCCGAGUGGCGAGCCCGAGCCUGGCCAUGGCGCUUGGCACAGCUGUCGAGAGGCCGGAUCGACCGGAAAGCGAUGCACCUUCAGAACGAGCUGCAGGACGUGUACCAGACGGUCCUGAGCGUGAACGAGGUGCUUGGCCAGCCCCUGCAGCAGCUGGAUAUAGUCGAUACGAUCCACGUGCCGAUGAUGAUGCUAUUCGGCUUCGCCAGCUCCGGCGAUGCCAUCACCGAGCCUGGAGAAGAGGUGAUGAGCCUGGUCGACGCGGUGGCAGACACUGUCGAGGAGGAGGUCCGCUGGUGGCUGGACAACAGACGACAGGACAGCGGCAGCGCAGGUGUUCCUGCAUGGACGCCUCCACACAGUCGCCGAGGUCCCUCCAGCUCGGAGCACCCAGAUCUGGGGGCAGUCAGAGAGCUCACCGGCUUCAUCAACAAGCUGACCGGCGAGAACGCGCCGCGCCUGCUGGAGAAGAUGCGCCACGUCUCGGUACAAACCGAGUACGGACUCUACGCACUCGUCGAUGUUGUCUUCCAAGCUAUGCUGAAGACGCCGCGACUGAUCGACAUUUGCGCCGACGCAUGCGCAGUGCUUGACAAACUCCAGGUGAUGUCAGACCGCGGAGACGGCACGGCCGUCAGCUUCGGCGACUUCAUGCUGACCCGGCUGUCGCGUGGCCUCGCGCCCGUCAACCGAAACACACUCUGGCGGGAAGACCUGCUGCAUCAUCUGGAGACGGUGGACGACCCCGCGGAGCGCCUACGCCAGCUGCGAGAACUGACCGACUGCUGGAGGCAGGCCGAGAGGCGGCGCUGCGUCUGCCUGCUGCUGCUGGCAGCGCUCAUUCGCCGAAACCUGGUUGCAGCCCGGGAUGCACAGAUCUGCUUUGGCGAGCUGGUAUGCUUUGGCGAGCUGGUGUACGAGCUGCUGAGGCCCAAAGGUCACAGGCUUCGCAGUGUGAAGCUGUUCGAUGACGACAGCGGCCCGGAUAUGGACGCUGUGAAAGAAGCUGCCGAGGAGAUAAUCGACUUUAUCUCAUCUGUCAAAAAACAGCCUACGCAGUGCAAAGCUUACUUACAAGAAGUUUACGACCGAUUCGCUUUGGACGACACAACAGAGGAUGAUGACUCCCAGCCUUCUGACGAAGAACCUGAAGAUGAUGGAGACCCUCAGGCGAGUGGCGAAGCACGAAAGAAGUCUCUUGGAAGUACGAAGGAGGAUAGUGCGCAUUUGGAAGAAGCUGAGGUCAGGCACAAGGUUUAGGGAAACCUUGGGAUCGUGAAAGGGGUAGCAUUGACCCCGGAGGCGGAUGGCGUCAGUGUGAACACACAAAAUGUGCCUUGUGAACACACAAGGCACCUCAAAAGCCUGAAAGGUGUUAUAGGAGUAGAAGUGAACACGUCUAUGAUUAAGGUUUUCCGUCAUCUAGACUUCUAGAACUAGAUGUGCUCUUAUCACGACAGAGGGCAUGGUCGUGACUCGCGUAAGGGCAUAUUCGGUGGCAGAUGACAAGUAAUUACCUGUGGUAAAUAUGAAGUGCUUCGCUGUAGGCUGCCAUACAGAAGGUGAAAGGUGGCAUUCGCUGAGAGGAUGUGACUGGACUAAGACAAGAGCUGAUGCUCCCGGGGGAGAAAAAAAGGAGAGGAAAUGGCAGUUCCUGGAAAGUCAACUAUGUGGAAGAGGAAAUUAUCCAGAAACAUGUGAUGUGAUGUUCAGUUGAUGAAAAUAUCUCAUAGGAGUAAGCAUGUGAUAUUACAUUAAAAGAAGUGGUGCUUUUGCUGUAUGAGGGUGGGAUGUUAUUAUUGCUAUAUUUCUGACAUGAUUUUUGUUUCAUUUUUAUUAGCGCUGCGCUAGUUUUCUGAGUGUCUUCCGACAACUCACAUACGAGGCUUGUUUCAUUUGCGAUUGUCUUUCAGCUGCAUGGGCGAUUUGAGUUAUGAACGUGCAUGGUUGGUAUUAUAAUGGCAUGAGGGAUUUCUUUUGUAUGGCAUGCCAGGUAAAGAUGCUAAUUGUUUCGAGGGUGCCGAUAUUCGUUGACGUUCUGUGUUGGGGACUGGGGUGGUGUCAUCUUCAAGCAAUGCUCCUUUCCAAACGACCAUUGAUGUCUUGUCUACAUUAGGCUUCAAGGAUUUCUACUAUGACUGUCACUCGGCGACACGUUAUAUGUCAACUAUAAUAGGCAAUAAAAUGGCAUUGUCUCUGA